UUCCAAUCAACUUCCGGUAUAAUUAUUGGUUGACUGGUUGACUUGUGUCGCAGAUUCGACACGAAAGUAUGCAAUCAUAAACCAAAAUGUGUGCGUAAACUAUUGAAGUUGUGACUUUAUUUAGCUAUACAGGGAUGCAUUUUUCUUUGGAAUAUCAAAUAUAAUUUGCCUCUUCAUAUACGUGGACCAGUAUGGAUGGACAACAAAGUGCUGGUUCUGUGUACAUGUGUCGUCUGUGCAACCUCUUCUCUUCAAGUCGUUCUCAGCUGCUGGUCCAUUGUUCCAAGCUUCACUCUCAGCAGGAGUCUCCAGAUGACAUUAUCAUUGCACUUCAACCUCUGGUAGCAGGUCCGGUGAAGCGAAAGCGGGGACGACCAAAAGGCUCCACGAAAAAGAAGCACACUGAUUUAACAAAAGGCACAACAGACUCCAAACAUUGUGCUGAACAUAAUUUGAAAGAAAAAACUACCAAUACUACAAAUCAGGAGGAAGAACAGCCACACCACUUCAAUAAAGGUGAAAGUCAGGCUGGGAUCCUGUCUCUGGAAUGCCCAAACUGUCACCGCUCAUUCAGCAACAAACGACAGAUCUCGAAACAUAUCUGCAUGAAAAAUGAGGAUGAAGAGGUGGAGAAACCAAGCAAGGAUACGAGCAGCAUAAGAACCAAGAAAAACAACCAAAAUUGUGUUUCUGCGGGUGAAAGCCUCAGAAAUGGGCCAACAAAUUCUGUCAUCAGUGUUGUCCUGACUGAAGAUGAGAUGCUUCCAGAUGUUUCUAAAAUGGUUCCAUUAGAGCGUCCCUCAGCAGAAAAAGAGCCCACAACCGCCAAAACUCCUCACCAGGACCACAACAGAGAGACUACUGUCUGUAAAACUGGAACAGACCAGGAGAUACAGAUAAGUGAUCACCUGACUUCUACUUUGUCAACCAGCAAAGGCUUUCAGGAAUAUUCCUUAAAGCAAGAAGCUUCCAGUUUACCUCAGAGCGUGUUAAAGAUCUUUGCGUGUCAGUUCUGCAAUAAGAUCUUCAAGUUCCGACAUUCGCUGGUCGCCCACCUGAGGACGCACACUCAGGAAAAACCCUUCAAGUGUCCACACUGUGACUAUGCAUCCGCCAUCAAAGCGAACCUGAACGUUCACCUGAGGAAGCACACAGGAGAGAGGUUCACCUGCCCGCACUGCUCCUUCAGCUGCCUCAGCCCAGGACACCUUAAGGUCCACAUAGAGCGAGUCCACCUGAAAAUGAAGCAGCAUUGCAGCUUCUGUGACAAGAAAUACUCCGACGUGAAGAACUUGCUGAAACACAUGGAGAAGCAUCACAACCUGAAAGACACAGCUGUGAAUCAGAACUACCAACAGCUGAGGUCAAAAACUCGUCAGGGUCUCAGGCAGCUCCUGUACCGAUGUCCCACCUGCAACCGACGCUUCAAAAACCAGCUGGAGCGAGAGCGCCACCUGCUGAUCCAUGGACCCCAGUGCCCCUUUGCCUGCUUACUCUGUAACCAUACUCUAACCAAGUUUGCCGCUCUAGCAGCUCAUGUCAGGAAGCACCUCUUCAUCUAUGUGUGCUGCGUGUGCAAGGAGAAUCUGGUCAGCUCUCACAGACUGAAGGAUCACCUGGAAAAGUCUCAUUCUGAGCUGGACAAAGAGCAAGCUUUUAUCAACUCCAUCAACAUGAGCUACUACCUGGUUCCACCUGACGGAGGUGAAGGGAGUGAGGAGGGCAAAGACUUGAGUGGGGAGACGGUAAAGGAGCACAGUGUGGUUCAACACGAUGGAAAACAUCCUGCAGAAGAGCAGGAGUGGGAAGCUGGGGAGAAAAAUCAGCUCACUCACGAGACAAAUGAGGAACAAACUAACACUUUAGAAAGAAACACAGAAGAUGCACAGGUAAAGGAAAAUGAGAAGAAAAAAGAAGAAGAGGGAAAAGAACUAUGCGCUCAAGCAUUAACAGCAGAGAAGAUCCACAACUCAACACGUACCUCUGCAGCUGACAAACCUGAAGAAAACUGUCCACACGUGGAGGACAAAACUCAUGAAAACAGUCAUGAGUCUGCAGUGAACACGCGUGCACAUGAAAACACGCACACAUCUGCGUCACCUGGAGAUUCAAACUCCUGCUUGAAUCUGGACUCAAACCUUUCCGAUCCACAGGUUUUGGAGGAUUUCCCUCGGAGCGCAUUCAAGGAGGUGUUUUCAACCCUUUCAAAGACAAAGCUCGAUAUGGAAACGUUCCAGAAGCUUCGAAAGGUUUACGGCAACUUGGAAUGUCAAUACUGCGGUAAACUCUUUUGGUACAAAGUUAACCUGAACGUCCAUGUGCGCACACACACCAAGGAGCAUCUGCAUUACUGUUCAGAGUGCAGCUACUCCUCCAUCACUAAAAGCUCUUUGAAGCGUCACCAGAUCCAGAAGCACGGUGACCUGCAGCUGCCGUGCCCCAGUCCUGGCUGUAAAUAUACGACACUUGACAAAUACAAACUUCAAGCUCAUUUGAGGGCGCUUCACGAACAGGUGAGCAGAGCAACAUGUCCUGUCUGUAAUCACAGUUAUCCGGAGCACAGACUAAAACACCACAUGAAAUCCUCCCACCCUGACAAAGUUCCUGUUCGCGGCUCAAUGGUGCAGCGAGCCGUGAAGUGCCCUUACUGUGACUCCUACUUCUUAAGGAACAGCAGUGAUUUUCAGCAGCACAUCUGGGCCCACCAAGGUUUGAAGCCGUACGCCUGCGGCAUGUGUGACUACUCGAGCCGCAGCCGCAGCAACCUGAAGACCCACAUGAACCGCCACAAUGUGGAGAGGCAUCACCUCUGCGAUCUGUGUGGGAAGAAGUUCAAAACUAAAAUCACUUUGAAAGGUCACAGACUGAGCCACACAGAUGAAGGAAAGCAGUUUAAAUGUUUGGAGUGCGACUUCACCUCCAUCUUGAAAGCAUCUUUACUGAGACACAUGGAGCAGCAUGCAAAAUUUAAGCCUUUUCGUUGUGCGCGUUGCCACUACUCCUGUAACAGCACCGGUGCCCUGAAGCGACACUACAACAUGAAACACCCGCAUCAGACUUAUGAGAACGCUGGACCCGGACUGCCCAACAGUGACAUCCUGAAAGAGCAAGGUGGUAUGAAAUGUCCUGAGUGUGAGUUUGUCUAUGGGACAAAGUGGGAGCUGAACCGUCACCUGAAGAGCAAACACAAUCUUAAAGUAGUUGAAGGCCCUUUGGAGGUGGAGACUCAGUACGUAUCAGUGGAAGGAGAAGAGCACCUGACAGAAGCACCUGUAGCAGUACUGGAACAAAAUGUUAACAUCCAUCAAGUUGCUGAAUUCAGCUCAGAGACUCAGGACGCAGUCACAUCCAUGGUUGCCAUGGGUCCAGGCACUGUCACUGUCGUACAACAGUUGCAGGUGGCUGGAGAGCAGGAGGUCACCGAAUGCAGCGACCAGCUGAUGGUGGUCAACGCAGACGGGGUUCCGGAGGGUAACCAGGUUAUGGUGGUGGAGGACGCUCACGGCCUUGAGGCUCUGACGGUCUUAACUCAGGGAGAAAAUACACAUCACUAUAUUGUUUAUGUCCAAGAGCAAACUGUAGAGAUUAACUAGAAAUUAUGAAAAUUUCAGCAACAUGCAGAGAUGAGUGUUAAGAUCCUGACUGACAACAAAGGUUAUCUUGUAAAUGUACUUUUCUUUCUAUUUGUUGCCAUGAAUAUAAAACAUGAUUGUGUGUUUUUUUAUUAAAUUCUUUUUCAGUUUUUGAAUAUUUUUGUUGAAAUAUACUGAAAUAAAGUAUGUGGUUUUUCACUGCUUA
Oryzias latipes (Japanese medaka) is the source of this 3798-nucleotide messenger RNA. RefSeq names its product zinc finger and AT hook domain containing (gene zfat). Gene Ontology annotation, molecular function: sequence-specific DNA binding; DNA-binding transcription factor activity, RNA polymerase II-specific. Lineage: Eukaryota; Metazoa; Chordata; Actinopteri; Beloniformes; Adrianichthyidae. Gene Ontology annotation, biological process: regulation of transcription by RNA polymerase II. Gene Ontology annotation, cellular component: nucleus. The record is from RefSeq and is a predicted model, not a curated record.